CGGUCACCGGAAGUGGUAUCGCUGCGCAUGCGCAGUGUGGAGGGCAGCGCUAGCGGUGCGGAGGAGCAGAAGCGCGAGGAGUUUCUUUAGCUUUAAUUAUUCAACCUAUUAAUUAUAGUGUUUAUGAAUCUACGCAAUGGCGGGAAUCAAAGCUCUGAUCAGCCUGUCGUUUGGAGGAGCGAUCGGUCUGAUGUUCCUCAUGCUGGGCUGUGCUCUGCCCGUCUAUAAUGCGUACUGGCCUCUGUUCCUGCUCUUCUUCUACAUUCUGUCUCCUAUCCCAUACUGCAUCUCUCGCCGCGUGGUGGACGACACAGACUCGGCCAGCAACGCCUGCAAAGAGCUGGCCAUAUUCCUGACCACAGGCAUCGUGGUGUCCGCCUUCGGGCUGCCCAUCAUAUUCGCCCGCGCUAAUGUGAUGGCCUGGGGAGCCUGUGCUCUGGUUCUGACGGGAAACAUCGUGAUCUUCGCCACCAUCCUGGGCUUCUUCCUGGUGUUCGGCUCUAAUGAUGAUUUCAGUUGGCAGCAGUGGUAAAGCAGGACUCUUUUCCCUCGAUGCAGCGUCAUUAUAAUACUGUUACCGCAGUUCAUCUCACUCUGACAUGAUUGUUUUUAUUUAUAAUUGCCGCCCAUUGAUAUAAGCAGGAAUCCAGUGCAAUAAUUUUGUUAAUUUUAGAUCGGUCUGACCUCAGAUAGACGUUCUUUCGUGUCUUUUCUCGUUUCUCGCUCCGUGAGUUCAGGUGGUCGCACAGAAACACUGGUGACGUCUGAGUGAUGUUUGUCCCUGCUUUCCCCAGUUACUCUUCAGCUGAUGUCUUUCUUUUUAUUCAGAGUUUAUUUAUUUGCUCUCGUUUUCUGAUUAUCGUAUUAAACGUGACAUCGUAGACUGACACUCGUUAUGUUGUUUUGGAUGAUUGUGUUGGUUUGUUUUUAUUGCAUAGUGAUGCUUUUGGCAUCUUGAGAAACCCAGACAUUUCCCGCAAACAUUUCUUUUAACCAUAUUUGUGACCCUGCAGCACAAAAGCAGUCAUAAGCAGCACAGGUAUAUUUGUAGCAAUAGCCAACAAUACAUCGUAUGGGUCAAAAUUAUACAUUUUUCUUUUAUGCCAAAAAUCAUUAGGAUAUUAAGAUCAUGUUCCAUGAAGAUAUUUAGUAAAUUUCCUACCGUAAAUAUAUCAAAACUUCAUUUUUGAUUAGUAAUAUGCAUUGCUAAGAACUUCAUUUGAACAACUUUAAAGGUGAUUUUCUCAAUAUUUAGAUUUUUUCACACCCUCAUAUUUUCAAGUAUUGUCUGAUCCUAACAAAACAUACAUCAAUGGAAAGCUUAUUCAUUCAGAUGAUGUAUAAAUCUCAAUAAAAAAAAUGGACCCUUAUGACUGGUUUUGUGCUCCAGGGUCACAAAUGCAGAAAAACUCAGAGUAACCGCUAACGAUCAACAUGCAAAUGAAAAGCAGAUCAUGUUUGUUUUAGAUGUAGCUCAUAUUCAUCAUUUAAGAUGUGCAUUCAAAUAUAAAGACAGGAUCAUCAGUUUCUAUAAAUCUCUGCAGAACUAAUGUAGAAUCAGUGGGUCUGGGCUUCCAGACGAGAGUUUAAAGUCAGCGUGACGUCUCAGUGGACCCAGAUGAUCUUAUAUGCAGUGAUUCACCAGUGCAUGCUACUCAAAAAAUAGAGAAAUAUAAAGUUGGACUUAUAAUCUUUCAUUAUGUCCUUUUAUUCAAGUAGAGACACCUUUCACCAUCCAAUCAAUCCAUUCCUGAAGGAUCAGAUCAAGUCUUGUCCUACACUUGUUUCAUGAUGAAUUCUGUCACACAUUCGUACUGUUUGUCACAGAAUUUAAAAAUAAAAAAAGUAAUUGUGACUUAUAUCUCACAGUUCUGACUUUUUUUGCUCUGAAUUGUGAGUUUAUAUCAUAGAAUAAAAAACGUAAAACUUCUUAUUCUCACAAUUCAGACAUUUUUUGUGAAAUAUAAACUCGCAAAGUCAGAAUCAUGAAAUAACAAUUGCCUCGUAAUUGUGAGAUUAAAAACCUGCAAUUACCUUUUUCAUUUUUUUUACUCUGGCGAAAACAAAACAAAAAUACAUUUACAGACCUGCAAGACGUAAACUCAGAAUUAAUGCAAGUUCUGUUUCUAUCUUGCAAUUCUGACUUCUUUUCUCGGAACAGUGAGAGACAAAGCUUGAAUUGUGAGAUGAGACGCCGCAGUGAGCUGUUCGUGUGUUUUAUUCUGUGCUUGCAUUCAUUACAGAAGCAGAAUGCGUUUAACUGCUGUUUCAUGUUGACUUUAAAGCUUUCAAGAGAUGUUCUGUUAUUUUAUAUCUCACUGUUUGUGCAGAAACAGCACAGGUAACAUUGUGACUUUUUCCCUCUUUUCUCGUUCUUUUUUAAAUAAACGCCAUUUUUGGAAAAAAAAGGAAU
This is a messenger RNA of Onychostoma macrolepis, 2413 nucleotides long. RefSeq names its product leptin receptor overlapping transcript like 1 (gene leprotl1). The record is from RefSeq and is a predicted model, not a curated record. Lineage: Eukaryota; Metazoa; Chordata; Actinopteri; Cypriniformes; Cyprinidae. Gene Ontology annotation, biological process: negative regulation of growth hormone receptor signaling pathway; late endosome to vacuole transport via multivesicular body sorting pathway. Bases 137 to 532 code for a protein of 131 amino acids. Gene Ontology annotation, cellular component: endosome. The transcript is spliced from 4 exons.